Molecule: messenger RNA, 1104 nt
Organism: Aspergillus chevalieri
Lineage: Eukaryota; Fungi; Ascomycota; Eurotiomycetes; Eurotiales; Aspergillaceae
Product: MFS transporter
Exons: 2
Coding region: 1-1104 (367 amino acids)
Biological process (GO): transmembrane transport
Molecular function (GO): transmembrane transporter activity
Source: RefSeq, a predicted model, not a curated record
AUGGGCGUCACACCAGAGAUAUCUGUCUAUAACGAUGACAAAGAAAGCGGCGAAUCCAAAGCCCACACCCGCGAUACACAUCUCAGCGUCGAGGAAUUCUCACCCACACUCGAAGAAGGAUUCCGAUUUCGACCCUCAAUCCACGGCGAGGAUGUUGAAGACCGAUUUGAGGAUGAGGAUAGUGGAGCUCGCCAUCGUCGCCGUCUGGCAAAGCGCCAGAAUGCUGGGUGGAGGCCCGGGGUUAGGGAAUGGCUUGUUCUCAUCUGCGUGUCGAUUGUGGUUAUGAUGGAUGCGUUUGAUGCGACUGUGGUGAUUCCUCUGGUACCUUACCUUUCUCACGCCUUUGCGAGACCACUCGAGAAUAUCUUAUGGCUGCCCGCAGGCUACCUCCUCGCCAACGCCGGAGGACAAAUGAUUUUCGCCACGCUUUCCGAAAUAUUCAAUUACGGAUCCCUCAUGAUAGCCGCUCUUCUCUUCGCCACGGCCGGAACAGGCAUCUGCGGCGGCUCCAUGGAUUUCCCUGAUCUGCUCGCUGGUCGAACAGUGCAGGGAAUUGGCGGUGGCGGCGUAAUGGCGAUCUCGCUCUUGAUUGUGAUGGAUACCAUGCCAGGUUCGCAUUGGGUUCGGUACAUAGGAUGGCUGUCCACGGUUCGUGUGAUAGGCGCUAUACUAGGACCGCUCCUCGGUGGCCUGUUUGUCGAUUAUGUUCGAUUCAACUGGGCGUUUUAUUUCAACUUUGCAUUCUGUGCUCUGGGCCUACUGGUAUGCCCCUUUGCCGUGGAUUUGGGGUCGAAGAAAGGCGCUAGUCUUUCCAAGUUCAAGAGGAUGGAUUGGCCUGGCUGCAUCCUCGCCCUAACCGGGGUUGGCCUUUUCCUUGUCGGGAUGUGUUGGGGCGGCACGGAGUAUUACUGGAAGGACUGGGAAACAGUGAUGCCAAUAACAGUUGGAGGGGUUAUGAUCAUUACCCUUGUCUUCUGGGAGAUGCUAUGGGCAACACGACCGUUGUUCACGUUACGGGCGCUAGGUCUGCAAGAUCCGCGUUCAACGGCGAUAGCCUAUAUCGGUAGUUUCCUUCAUGGCUUCUUGGUGGGUCUCUUCGAUUGA